This is a messenger RNA of Boleophthalmus pectinirostris (great blue-spotted mudskipper), 5047 nucleotides long. It is a transcript of the gene fcho1, whose product is annotated as FCH and mu domain containing endocytic adaptor 1. The record is from RefSeq and is a predicted model, not a curated record. NCBI's taxonomy places the organism in Eukaryota, Metazoa, Chordata, Actinopteri, Gobiiformes, Gobiidae. Gene Ontology annotation, biological process: clathrin coat assembly; clathrin-dependent endocytosis. Gene Ontology annotation, cellular component: plasma membrane; clathrin-coated pit; clathrin-coated vesicle.
CUGAAAACUGCCUGCUGGAGGAUUUCUACUACUACGACCACACCGCUCAGUGAUCCGAGUCUCAACCAUGGCUCUGGAGAGUCUGGAGCGGCGAAACAACAUAUAAACGACCCCACCGAAGUAUGCUAAGGUCCCAAUAUUUCAUGAGCACCAUCUGUGAGUCGUCAGCCAGAAGAGGAGGAACACAGAGGGAGCAGUGAGUCCGUGAGGAAACAUGGCCGUCUUUCAGAACAACUUUUGGGGGGAGAAAAAUGCAGGUUUCGAUGUUCUCUACCACAACAUGAAGCAUGGCCAGCUGGCAGCCAAAGAGCUCGCAGAGUUUGUCCGCGAGAGGGCUGCUAUUGAGGAAAGCUACUCAAAGUCCAUGAGCAAACUGGCCAAGACUGCGAGUAACAGCAGUGCACUGGGAACAUUUGCUCCGAUGUGGGACGUGUUCCGAGUGUCUGCGGACAAACUGGCGCUGUGUCACCUGGAGCUCAUGAGGAAAAUGAACGACCUGAUCAGAGACAUCAAUAAAUACGCAGAGGAGCAGGUCAAAGUUCACCGCAAGACGAAAGAGGAGAUGGUGGGCACCGUGGAGGCCGUUCAGGCCCUGCAGGUUCAGAGCGGGCACCUGCAGAAGUCCAAAGAGGGGUACCACGCCAAGUGUAUGGAGCUGGAGCGACUCAAGAAGGAGGGAGCGCCACAGAAAGAAGUGGAGAAGGCGGAGCUGAAGUCUAAGAAAGCGGCAGAGUCGUUUGCCCUGUGCAUCGAGAAGUACAACCGCGUGGGAGGAGAGUUUGAGCAGAAGAUGAGUGAAUCCGCACAGAAGUUUCAGGAGAUUGAGGAGACUCACUUACGUCAGAUGAAACAGCUCAUUAAAGGUUACUCUCACUCCAUAGAGGACACCCAUGUGCAGGUGGGACAGGUCCAUGAGGAAUUCAAACAAAAUGUGGAAAAUAUUGGAAUUGACAACCUGAUCCAGAGGUUUGCAGAGCAGAAAGGGACGGGCAAAGACAGGCCAGCUCUGGUUGGUUUUGAGGAGUACAUCACUGUGGCCCCUGAAGGAGUGAAGAAGACUCGAGGGAAAGCAUUCAGGCUCCCGGGGCUCGGCCGGAGAGACAAAGAACCAGACUCAACAGACUCAGCCAUGACAGAAACACUGAACUCUCCUCUUGAAGUGGACGACGAGGGCUUUGUAAUACGAGCUGAAAACACUCAAAAUGGUUGUGCUGAGGAGAAGGAGCACAACUUUUACUCCAGCGACUCGGACUUCGACGACGAGGAGCCCAAAAAGUUCCACAUUCAGAUCCGCCCGGUAACAAGCGGCAACAGGAGCAGUGCAGCCGCUCAGGAUCGAGAGCUGAAGGCCACAGUUGGGGCGCUGACUCUGCCUCCAAACAGAGGGAGGGCCCAACAGGCACCAGUCCAAAAACAUCUUUCCAGAAACUCGAGUGCCACAGGAGGUCGAUCAGAGGAGGAGGGUGCGUCACACAGGGAUGGAGACCUGGAUGGACUCAGGAGGUCCACGUCCAGCCCUGACCACAGCAGGUUGAGUUCUUCUGCGUCUGUGUCUGACAGUCUGUUUGGACCUCCUCUGGACUCAGCCCUAAAGUCCAAGAGCUGUGAGGGGAGAGAGCAGCUCAGAGGAAACAGCGUGUUUGGAGACACUGAAUACGCUGCCUUCUCCUCUGACUCCUCAUCUCCUGAAAACGUUGAGGACUCUGGUCUGGACUCUCCUUCUCAUCAGGCACUGGGGCCCUCGCCUGAACCGGGGCAGGGCUGGGCGGCGUGGCCUCCCGCCCCCCCGAGCAUGGACCAAACCCGGGGUCGCUCCUCUGACCCUUUCCUCUCCGCCUUCCGGGACCCCUCUCCUGGACCCGCCCGCCCCCGUUUCCACGACGACGGGGUGUGGUCGGCGCCCUCCUCUCGUCCGACCCGAGUCCCGCCGGAAAACGAUCAGACCUCGAUGCGUUUUCCGAACCUGCCCACCCCGGAAAUGGAGAACUCCGUGUGGAACUGUAAGCAUAUCCCCCAAGAAGACCCUUUUCUCGCUUUCGAACGAACUGUCAGUCAAGAGACGUUUUCAGACUCUUGGACCCGCCCACCUCCUCGCUCAGCCAAUCAGGAGAUACGAGGAGAUCCUUUCGCCGCUAUCGACAGUAAAAUACAAUCGAAUAAAACUCCCUCCUCUUCUUCUUCUUCUUCAAGUCAUCGCAAAAAGCAAGACCGAAAACGGGAUAGAAGUUUACCUCCUCCUGUUACUUCGGAAGACCCAUUUGCGAUCACGAUGAUUGGCAGCCCCACGCACCAAUCAGGACUAGCCCCGGGAGCUGGACUGAUCCCGCCUCCUGGUGCCAUAGCAACCAGUAACAACAAUAGAUCAGGAGUGGACGCAACUUUGCAAGCUAAAAAAGAAAUUUCACAUUGGAAUUCUGUGCAUAAUCCCUUCAACGAUGGGGUUCCAAGUGCAGUGGUUUUAACAAGCUCCAAGCCACAUGAUAAAACAGGAAGCAGUGGGCAAAAGGAGGGAGCAGGAGGAGGAGAGAGGAGGAAGCACCGAUCGUCGGAGAGUGAACCGCGUAGAAAUGGGCCCCCCCUCACCAGACACUCCGGACCACAGGAGGACCUCUGCUUCUCCACAGACAAAGACCAGGACUGUCUCGAUAUCAGCCAGCCCUGCAGCCUCGGGUCACAUAAAGGCUCAAAGCACAAAUACCGUCAGGAGCCACCAGAGGGCGUCACUGCUCCUUCAGCCCGAGUGACCCGCGCCAAAAGAACCUCUGGGCGACUCAGCGGCUCAGAGAGAUCUCGUUCUCUGUGCUCCUCGCCCCUCCCUGACCCCAGCCCCUCCCUCACCUCCUCCUCCUCCUCCAGCCCCAGUGAGUGGGGUCCCCAGACCAGAGAGGGAGAGUGGGGAACCCAGACCAGAGGGGGGGAGUGGGGGGAGAACCCCCGAGCCCCCAGCCCGGGCAGAGGACAGGUGUCGCCCCUGCCCUGUCAGCACCAGGACCACCUCCCAAGACAAUUGCACCUGUCUCGGGGUCCCAGUCCGAUCUCCCUCAGCACACAGGAGGCGUGGCCUGUAGCCGCCGCCAUCACUGAGUACAUCAACGCAUACUUUAAAGGAGGACAAAGCAACCGUUGUCUGGUGAAGAUCACGGGGGACCUCACCAUGUCCUUUCCAGCUGGAAUCACUCGAAUCUUCAGCGCUCACCCAAACGUCCCUGUGCUCAGCUUCAGACUCCUCCACAUCUCUCGAAUCGACCACUUCCUCCCCAAUCAGAAACUGCUCUUCAGUGACCCUUCUCAGAGUGACCCAGAGACUAGAGACUUCUGGUUCAACAUGCAGGCUCUACAGGUGCAUCUGCAGAGGGAGGCGGAGCUCAACCCCCAGGCCUCAUAUUACAACGUGGCUCUCAUUAAAUACCAGGUUUCUUCUCAGGACCCCGGCCGUGCCCCCCUCCUCCUCUCCGCAGAGUGCCAGCGCAGUGGCACAGUGACUCGUGUGUCUCUGGAUUAUCACUGCUGCCCGGCCACUGCCCCCUCCACUCAGCUCACCGCCGUCCAGGUCCUCCUCCCUCUGGACCACACCGCCACAGACCUGCAGUGCCAGCCCCCGGCCUCAUGGAACUCAGAGGAGAGGAGACUUCUGUGGAAACUGCCAAAUCUGUCCCCCACCAACCACAGCAAAGGCUCUGGUACCCUGUGUGCGAGCUGGCAGUGUCUGGAGGCUCCGCGGGGCCCGGCUCCCAGCCUGGCCGUGCAGUUCGUGGGCUCCGGGGCCUCUCUCUCUGGGAUGGACCUGGAGCUGGUGGGGAGCAGGUACCGGAUGUCACUCAUCAAGAAGAGAUUCGCAACAGGGAAGUACAUGGCUGGAUGCUCGCUCUAAAGGCUCACUGAGCCCCCUGCUGGACGGUCAGAGCACUGCACAAACUUUACACUGAAGACGCCGUGCACUUCUACUGAGACCAAGCAUUUCCUCAAUUAUCUCUACUCUUAUUUAAACCUGUGUUGUAUCCGUCUGUACUUCUGCCUCCUCAAAGCUGUUCUGUAAAAUCCAUAUGUAGAAGUUAUUUGUUUUGUAUUAAAUCAGAUAUCUGUGCCUUUGUAUUAAGGUUAUGUCCACAUUACUGCAUUUUCAUUUGAAAACUUUGGGCGGUUGAAUCCUUCUAGGACUGGAAAUAACUAUUAAAAUAAUCUUUACAUUUUGAUAAUUGUUAACGGGACUAGACAGACUCAAACACAUACCAAAAAAACUUUUAUAACAUCAUCAUUAUAAGGUCAAAAUGGCAAAAAUUCAUAAAUGAUGUCCUAUUUUCAUCAAUAAUACACUUUAUCUGUAAAUAUUUUCGAUUUGAAACUUUCAGUCACCAUAUUUCAAACUUUAUUUAGGUAAAAUAUAUUCCAAAAAGUCUAAAUAUACAAUCUAAUGUUAGCUGGAGCCCUAUAUCCUGUUAAAGGUGUAUAACAUUUUGGUUGGGGGUCCGUCACCUGCUUGUUUCUACGGAGAUAUCACUGCUCUGCCUGGAAUGUUCCACAGUAUGACUUUAAACUGCUCCACCUUACAUUUGUUCAAUUACAGGUGGUUUUAUAGCUCAAAAAUACCUAGAAAAACAAGGAUUCUGACUGUGAGCGGGGUCGCCUCUCCACAGAUCUGACCUGUAACUUCGGUCUAGUUUGGUCUCCAUGAGGACAGAAAGGUUUAAUUGUGUUAUACUGUGAAACAUUCCAGACAAAGCAGCAACAUCUCCAUGGAGAAAAGCAUUUAACAGACCCUCCACCAGAAAAGUUACACAACGCACCUUUAAAGUAGCGAGACAUGCCUACAAUUUCCAAACUUUUUCGACUAUAACCAACUCAGAUGUUUUUAAAUAAUACUUUUAAAAAUACAGUUUUGAUUUGAAAAUGCGUCAGCGUGAACAUAACCCAGAGAAUAGGGUCUGUAAUGUCAAAAACACUGGAUGAUUUAACCUGAACUCAAUAAAAAUAAGUUGCCAUUGUAAGUAGUAUUUUUUAAUUAUGUACAUACUAUUUAAAAGAUGUGGGUAGAUUUGAGCUGUUUGUA